Molecule: messenger RNA, 2676 nt
Organism: Eubalaena glacialis (North Atlantic right whale)
Lineage: Eukaryota; Metazoa; Chordata; Mammalia; Artiodactyla; Balaenidae
Gene: ERICH6B
Product: glutamate rich 6B
Exons: 17
Coding region: 1-2676 (891 amino acids)
Source: RefSeq, a predicted model, not a curated record
AUGUCUGCUAGAAAGCUUCAGCCAUCGGGGACAUCACCUCCUCACCCUUCCACAACUUUCCACCACUCCACGCAGACCUUAUCUUCAGAGGAAGAAGGUACUGAGGGAGAUGAGGAGAGUUCAAUGGAAGAAUUUUUAUUUCCUCAAGAGGAAGAGAGCCCGGAGGAAGACCAGUACCUGGAGGAGGAGGAAAAUUAUCUGAAAGGAAAGGAGUAUCUGUAUGAAAAGGAGUAUCUGAAGGAGGAAGAGUAUCUACAGAAGAAAGAGCUGCUGGAAGGAAAAAUGUUUCUGUAUGAAAAGUUUCUGGAAGAGGCCACUCUUUACCCCCUGCCCCCUUCACAAAUGAGGAUCCUGGAGUUUGAGAGAGGGCACACGCCAGGCCCCUUCCCUGCUCUGAAGCGGCUGCAGGAGCAGGCCUGGGAUCUCGGGACAGGGGUUCCUCCUUGCAACACCUCCGCAUUGCCGACGGGGCAGGGAGGUGGCGUUUGGCCACGCAGGCCGGAGCCCCAGUUCUGCUUCCCGGGUGCUGAGGCCACAGCAGAGCUCUGCUUUGAUUUGUCAAAGUCCAUCCAUGGGGACCUGCAUUACCUCCUCGGGUCCCCGUGGGCACCUGAAGUGGCACAAAUCUGCCUGGAACUCCCACCGACGCUGAAGGGAGAACAGCUUCCCGGCGGUGCCUUCUGGCUGGGACAAGCCGCCUCCUCCUCUUUUCCUCAACUCUUCGCCCCCAGCCUCAGACUGCAGCCCCUCUGCCCCCGAUCCCUGCAUCAAGGAACGCUGACCCUGACAGGGAACAGCAGCAGCCUUCUCCUCGGUGACACGAUGCCGUCUACAUCCUUGGUGAAGUGCGAUGGAGAGUUCCUGGGCUUGCAGGACCAGAGCACACAGACGGAGUGGAUCUGUGAAAGCCAGCAGGGAACACAGGUCCUAUUUCCCUCGGGCACACAGGCCAUUUCCUUCCCAGAUUACAGGCUGGUUCCCUGUGGAGAGAGCCCAUCUCCGAACAAUCACAUGGUGGAGGGACUGGGACCCACCCCAGACUCUCCAGCUCAGCGUGCAGUCAAAGGCAGCCCCGGUUCACAACGAGCCAAGACCAUCCACAGGGGAACGUCUGUGGCCACAACUAGGAGACGCUCAAGAGACAGCUGGAACACCAGAGAUGCCCACUUCCUACAGCGACAGGCGUACGCCAUUAUGAGUCUACACGGCCUUGAAGCCACUUGGCUCUAUGGUUCCUGCAGCUCUUCCUCCUACCGAAGGAGGAAUAUCCCUAAGGUCUCCCCUCAACCCCAGCCAUCCUCUCUGUCCCGGGACCAGAGAAGAAGGCCACAGAGGGCCCACAUUUCCCAACCACUGUUCACUCCAGCCCAGAUACCUUUAAAAUCAAAAUCUCAAACAGAGGAAGAAUCAACAACGACGCUAACCACCUUCAAGUCUGAUUCACAAGCCGAGGAGUUUGCCUCUAAAGAGAGCUUUUGGGAUCGUAUGUUAAGUGAUCCCAUUGGCACACUGGAAGCCGAAGACUUCGAAGCCAAUGUUGUGACCAGUUCCUAUCAGUCAGUGUUCAGGACCAUGCUCAAAGAAAUGGCAGCUCGCAAUGAACUGGAGGAGGAUAUUAACAUUCCCCUGACUGGUCAUCUGGAGAGUGAGACCAGAAGGAAACUGGGAAUUCUGCUGAAGAAAAAUUUUGGAAAAUAUAAGGAAACAAUCCUCUGGAUUAUGAAGAAACGUGAAAACUUAUUUAACCAAAGGGCUACAGAGACUACUUUCACAUUCCACUUAUGUAAUCUACCACCACAAGAUGAGGAGUCUGAGAAAGAAGUAGUCAAACAAUCUCGUCGUCUUGUUCGCCGUAAGAAGACGCUAGAAAUACACACAGACUGGAUAAAGAGCAAGAUUAAGGUACAUCAAGGUGACGGAAAAAUCAUUCUCUACCCCAGUGAGACUGUCUUCCAAAUUCUCUUUCCCGAUGGAUCAGGCCAGAUAUAUUAUCCAUCAGGACACCUGGCUAUGCUCAUCCUCAGUAUAAAAGAGGGAAAGUUCACAUACAUCAUUCUGGAAGACAGUGAAAAUAUGUGUGUCCGGGCCCUUAUCAACAACUCGGGCCAUGCCACCUUCUAUGAUGAAAAUGGAAACAUCUGGUUGAACCUGAGCCAAAACCUGGGCUACUACUUCGCCAGAGACAAGUACCAGAAGGCCUGGAACUGGUGGGAUCUGAACCUGCACAUCCAUGCGCCCCCCGUCCAGCCCAUCUCCUUGAAAAUCAACCAGUACAUCAAGGUACAAAUAAGGAGCCAGGAUAAGAUCAUCUUCCGCUUCAUCCACAGAAAGAAGCACAUUUGCUUAAACCUAGGCACCAAGUACAAGUACAUUACCCCGGCGUUGCUGAGCAAAAUGAAGAAGAAAGCAGUCCUGGAGAUGGAAUUCAGUUCAACGGCUCGGAAGAUCCAGAUCCUUCUGGGAAAAAUGAGUAAGAUCCUGAAUAUACUGACCAUCUCUGACUUGGAAUGCUUCAUACAGGGCAUCAAGAUCUUGCCAACAAGACAAUAUGAGUUGGAGGAGGAACUCUCAUCUUCCAAGCUGGGGCAGUCACCAAAUUUUGCUGCUUCGGCACAUGCUGAAUGUUUCAGGGAGGUGGAGGUGUCCGAAGCCCCGAGGAAACCCCCAAAGCCCUAG